Molecule: messenger RNA, 579 nt
Organism: Lentinula edodes (shiitake mushroom)
Lineage: Eukaryota; Fungi; Basidiomycota; Agaricomycetes; Agaricales; Omphalotaceae
Exons: 2
Coding region: 1-579 (192 amino acids)
Source: RefSeq, a predicted model, not a curated record
AUGGGCGCUGGUAUAUGCUCCAAUGGCCACCUCAAAACCAAUUUUGACAAUGAACACUAUUCGAGAUGGCAAGGAGAAACUUCUGGGCUUACCUUGCUCAAUCUUCUGAUUGAACGCAAAGCCCCAGAGUCAGCCACAGUGACCGGUAUGCCCUCUGGAGCAUCCCCUACAGCCGUUACCCAUAGCCUUUGGAGAAUGGACGUCGAUCCACGAACCCUCUGGAGAACGAUCACCUCCGUCCCCCCCAGAUCUCAUGGACAGUUUUCUCUCGGUGCAUCUGAACCUGGUUCAUGUUGGUGUUUCACCGUCAACCCUCUAACUCUAUCCAUUCCGACCUAUGGACAAUCCCCGAGUUCGCGCCAAUCCUACAGACAGUUUCAAUUACUCGCGCACCUUCCCAUGCUGCAAAUUCCACCCUACAAGAUUGCAGCCGACCUUGUUGCUGCUGUUUACGCCGUUGGCCUUGGGCAACUGUCUAGAAGUGCUGCACUCCUUCCGGAAGCUGUCGCUGUGUGUAUUGAUGCUGGCCCACACAGGUCCGCAGAUAUGUAUGAUCUUUUUGACCCCAUCAAGGACUAG